This is a messenger RNA of Nomia melanderi (Alkali bee), 1414 nucleotides long. Lineage: Eukaryota; Metazoa; Arthropoda; Insecta; Hymenoptera; Halictidae. The record is from RefSeq and is a predicted model, not a curated record.
UAAACACGGUAGCGAACGCACUCUCGGCACUCCGAGAGCGUCUUCCCAAUUUUUCCACUCACACUUUGACUCACUGUCAACAAACCGAUACGCAUUCUUCGGUGAACUCGAUCUCUCGAACCGUUGUCCCGAUUACACGUCUGGACCCUUGGGAUUCGCUCGUUCCGGGAUACGUCCUGCUCGAGCUUCUUGUGCCAAGUGACAAGUGACGAAGAGGAUUUGCAUAUUCUACGGCUGGACGUCAUGGCGCCGCACACCAGUUACACGCCGGUAGGCGGUAUGGAGUACGAGGAGCCAGUGUCGAGGACUUAUCAGUACAGAAAGGUCAUGAAGCCGAUGCUGGAGAGGAAGAGGCGGGCCAGGAUCAACCGAUGCCUGGACGAGCUGAAGGACCUGAUGGUGACGGCGCUGCAAGCCGAGGGUGAAAACGUCGCGAAACUGGAGAAGGCCGAUAUCCUCGAGCUGACCGUGCGUCAUCUUCACACGCUGCGCGCCGCUAGAAGGCUGACGCUCACGCCGGAAAACAGCUACGCCGACAGGUUCCGGGAAGGAUUUACGCAGUGCGCGCAGGAAGUCUCGUCGUUCCUGUCGACUCCUGUCGCCGCUGCGGUUCACCCGGCUGCCGGCGCGCAGCUGAUGAGACACCUCGGCGGUUGCCUUCGAAGACUCGAGGGACCUGCCUCGAAUUCCGUCGGAAAUACGAACACCGCUUCCACCACGGUCAACGCCGUCGGCAAACCUUCGGCCGCGAGUCCGGCGAGCAACGUGAUGGUCAACGUACCGCAGAACGUUUACACGCCGCCGCAGAGUCCUGUCAGCGUGGCCAGCUCCUCCGGUGACUCGUCGGAAUCCUCCAACGUGUGGAGGCCGUGGUGAUCGGGAGGACCAUGAAUCACGUUUCAAUUAAUCGCCGCUUCGAUACGAACUGUUCCUGGUGAAGAAGCUUUCCUCGUUGACGCAGCGGCGGGCUGCGAGCAGGAGGGAAAACGACGAAUCAUUGUCUUCCAUAUGUUUAACUUUGUUGAGCCUCGGCGCCGUCCCGAGGCGCCUUAUUACCUUUAAAGAGAUAACGAUUUUCUAAGCUGUACGCUAUGACACCGUCAGGAGUUUCUCUGUUUCUCUCUCUACUCACUGUAUAUAGGUGAUAAAGCUUUAAGUGAUGUCUGUGAUAGGGUUCAAUUUUGUACCUGAAAUAAUUAUUUUCUCAUGAAGUAGAAGGAUUAUUAUUAUAUGAAUUUUAAUUUGUUAUUGUUUAAGAAUCAUUUUUAAACACUACGUAUGUACGUAACACGAUACUAGGCGUCUUUUUUAUUGUUAAAACCAAUUGCACGUCGCGCGAUAUUGAAUAAACAGAUUGUUUUAAUCAUACUCGAUGAAUUGUCGUUCAAUCAUCCCCCGUACCCUGUUCUUCCUG